GUGUGUUGCACAAAGCCUCCACAAACGCGUGCGAAGAAUCAGCAGAAAAGAAACCUUUCGAUUCAGUGCGAUCACGCACACGCACACGCACAAGUGGAAGGCGCCACAGCUUCUCACUCGCUUAGCGCCGCUGGAAAAGUUAUAUUUUGUGCUUUGCCCGGGGCUUUCUGCUCCCUCCGACACACUCCAUUCUUCCUCUAUUUAUUAUACAUUAUAUAUAUAUAUAUUGAUUGCUCAAGACAAGACCUGUUCAGCCCCUAUUGUUGUUUCGCAUACAUUUGUAUUCCGCAUCGUCUCGUUAUCAACCAUGAUGAAGCUGUCCGUCCUCGACCGUAUCCACGUGCGGGAAGAGGACCCAACCGAGAAGUUCGAGAUUCUCGAGAGCGUCGGUGUCGGCAACUUUGGUGUGGUGCUCAAGGCACGCGACUGCGUCACCGGGGACAUCGUCGCCAUCAAGCAGGUCCCUCUCGGGGACACAGACAAGGAGGAGCUGGACAGUAUUAUCAAGGAGGUGGAGAUUCUCCAAAUGUGUGACCACCCUAACGUAGUGCGCUUCUUUGGCACCUACCAGUCGUUGGGGGUGCUGUGGAUUGUGAUGGAGUACUGCGAGGGGGGCUCCGUGGACAACGUGUAUGACUUGCUGCGCCGCCCGCUGUCGGAGGCGCUGAUCGCCUACGUGUGCCGCGAGACACUGCUGGGGCUGCGCUACCUACACGAGCACCUCAUCAUCCACCGCGACGUGAAGGGCAGCAACAUUUUGCUGUCGAGAGACGGCCAGGUGAAGCUGGCCGACUUCGGCGUGAGCGCGGCCCUCAUGCAUACCCUGUCGCGCCGCAACACGUUUAUCGGGACGGCGCUGUGGAUGGCGCCGGAGGUGAUUGUGGAGAAGGAGUACGACUACCGCGCGGAUAUUUGGUCGUUGGGCAUCACGACGAUCGAGCUGGCGGAAGGGCAGCCGCCGCACUUCGGCAUGCACAUGGCCCGCGCCGUCUUCGCGAUUCCGCACAACGACCCGCCGACGCUGCACGCCAAGGAGCGCUGGUCACCGCAGAUGAACGCCUUCAUCCGACGACUGCUCACGAAAGAAAAGGAAUCCCGGCCAUCUGCCACGACGAUGCUGAUGGACCCCUUCCUGAACCCCAGCACGAUCGCCUCUCGUGCGGACAUGGCGGCGGUGGUGGAGCAGCUGCUCACGAAGCGCAAGUCGAUGGACGAGGCGGAGGGCAACACGAACCCGUCCACGCUCACCAUCGUCACACGCAGCUCGUCUGCGGUAGGCGAGGACGAGGACGGGGCAGAGGAGGUGCCGUCGAUGCCGGCGGACGAGGGAGGCAGCUCGUGGAUGGACGACCACGGCGGCGCUCCGGCGUCGAGCGCUUCUCCGGCGACGCGACAUUCCUCCGGGGGUGCGGCUGCUGCCGGUAGCGGGGCGCAGCUGGGCGGUCUCCUCGUUCUGCUUCCCCUCCUCCACCUCGAAGAUAUGUCGUUUGAUGCGUUGUGUGGCGGGGGACGGACGCUGCUGAAUGGCGGGCUGGCGAGCAGUGGGGCGUCGCCCGCUACAGGUGGCGGCGCCACAGUCGGGACACCAACGGGACCGAAUAGUGCGACUGCUGCUGCCGCUGCUGCGGUGGUGAGUCCUACCGCUGCCUCCUCCACCAAUCCACUCGGCGGUGGCCACGGUGCGCGUGUCGGUGCCUUUCCAUCCGCCACCUCCGUGCCCUUCACCGCGGAGCCUGGCAUCGCGGAAAGCAUCUCCAAGUAUCAGCACGCCGCCCUUCCCACGCUGAGCCCGAGUGGGUUUCUGUCGGCCCCGCCGGUGCCGCCCACCCCGCAUCACCAAACGAAAGCGGCGGCGGCGGCGGCGCUGGGCGACCCGCUCGCCGAGGCGAUCCAUCUCCUCGGCCACGGCACCGACGUCGUGCCGUCACGGUGCGUCCCCGCUUUUGAGACCACGACGAUGAACACGGUGCGCGACGUGUAUUUGCACCACUGCCACCUGCCGUAUACCCGUGCCGUGACGGAGCAGGAGGCGAAGAAGAUGCACCACAUGAAGUUUAUUUACGGCACGGUCCUCAAGAACGUCUACGCGACCACGGCGGAGUGCCACCGCAGCGUGGAGUAA
Molecule: messenger RNA, 2122 nt
Organism: Leptomonas pyrrhocoris
Lineage: Eukaryota; Euglenozoa; Kinetoplastea; Trypanosomatida; Trypanosomatidae
Product: putative protein kinase
Exons: 1
Coding region: 308-2122 (604 amino acids)
Biological process (GO): protein phosphorylation; intracellular signal transduction; regulation of MAPK cascade
Molecular function (GO): protein kinase activity; ATP binding
Source: RefSeq, a predicted model, not a curated record